AAAACUAAAACAGUGACAAUUGAUUAAAAUACUAAUCGUUUUCCAUUUGCCGUAAUUUAUUUUACCAAAAAAAAAAAAAACAAAUUACCAUAAUUUGGUAGUCUAUUUCUAUAUUAUAUUUAUUGCUCUUGCUCUGUUUUUGCUCUGUUUAAUCCUACAAAUAUCCAAAGAAAGACAGACGAAGAAGAAGAAGAAAAAAGAGGAAAAAUGUCGACAGAGCUGCCAGUGUAUAUUGGUUCACUUGACCAAGGAACGACCAGUACCAGAUUCAUCAUCUAUGACCGUGAAGCUCGUGCAGUCGGAUCUCACCAGGUCGAGUUCACUCAGUUCUAUCCGCAAGCCGGAUGGAUUGAGCAUGACCCAUUGGAGAUUUUGGAGAGCGCGAGGGUGUGCAUGACAAAAGCCAUUGACAAGGCCACAGCUGAUGGCCACAACGUAGAUAAGGGGCUCAAGGCUAUUGGUUUGAGCAAUCAGAGAGAGACUACGCUUGUUUGGAGCAAAUCCACUGGUUCUCCUCUCUAUAACGCCAUUGUUUGGAUGGAUGCUCGUACUAGUUCCAUUUGCAGAAAAUUAGAGAAAGAAUUACCAGGCGGAAGAACUCAUUUUGUAAAAACAUGUGGUUUGCCAAUAAGCACUUAUUUUAGUGCUGUGAAGUUCCUUUGGUUGAUAGAAAAUGUUGACGCUGUUAAACAAGCUGUGAAGAGUGGGGAUGCUCUUUUUGGAACAAUAGACACUUGGUUGAUCUGGAAUUUAACUGGUGGUGUAAAUGGGGGAUUACAUGUCACAGAUGUUUCAAAUGCGUCAAGGACUAUGCUUAUGAAUCUCAAUACCCUUGAUUGGGAUACACCCACAUUGAAAACCCUAGGAAUUCCAGCUUCAAUCCUGCCCAAAAUUAUUAGCAACUCUGAAAUCAUUGGACACAUUACCAAAGGAUGGCCCAUUGCUGGGGUCCCUAUUUCAGGGUGUUUAGGUGACCAACAUGCAGCAAUGAUGGGUCAGGCCUGCAGGAAAGGGGAAGCUAAAGGCACUUAUGGUACAGGUGCUUUCAUACUCAUCAACACUGGAGAAGAAAUUGUCCAUUCAACGCAUGGCCUUUUAAGCACUAUAGCAUUCAAGCUUGGCCCGUCAGCUCCUGCCAAUUAUGCUUUGGAAGGAUCUAUUGCUAUUGCUGGGGCUGCAGUUCAGUGGCUUAGAGAUAGUCUUGGGGUAAUUAAUAGUGCUGGUGAGAUUGAGGCUUUGGCAUCACAGGUUGAUUCCACUGGUGGUGUAUAUUUUGUUCCUGCUUUUAAUGGCUUGUUUGCUCCAUGGUGGCGUGAUGAUGCUCGUGGGGUUUGUAUUGGCAUUACAAGGUUUACAACCAAAGCUCACAUUGCCCGGGCUGUCUUGGAAAGUAUGUGUUUUCAAGUCAAAGAUGUAUUGGAUUCGAUGCACAAAGAUGCUGGGGUAAAAGGUGCUGUUAUAAAUGAGGAUGGAGAAUUCUUGCUCAGAGUGGAUGGUGGUGCUACUGUUAACAACCUCUUGAUGCAAAUUCAGGCUGAUCUGUUGGGUUCCCCGGUAGUUAGACCAGCUGACAUAGAGACAACAGCUCUUGGAGCAGCCUAUGCUGCCGGCCUAGCUGUUGGGGUUUGGACUGAAGAUGACAUUUUUGUUCCUGGAGAAAAGGGUAAAAGCGCGGAAACUUUCAAGCCCGUUUUAGGAGAGGAAUUAAGGAAGAAGAAGGUGGAAUCUUGGUUCAAAGCUGUUUCAAGAACUUUCGACUUGGCUGAUCUUUCACUUUGAUUACGAUCUACUCACUUUUUUAAUCCCCUUUAUAUAUUUCUCUGUUUAUAACAGACACCACCAUAUAUAUAUAUAUAUAUAUAUAUAUAUAUAUAUAGUCCAUAAACCUUAAAUAAAUGUUAAUUUCUUGUUCUUGUUGCCUUGAGAAGGACCAAAUGUUAAUGUAUGCCUUCACACAUCAUAAAAGGGACCAAUUUGUGAAACUUUUUAA
Messenger RNA from Ziziphus jujuba (common jujube), 1990 nucleotides. RefSeq names its product glycerol kinase. Bases 208 to 1779 code for a protein of 523 amino acids. Gene Ontology annotation, molecular function: glycerol kinase activity. Gene Ontology annotation, cellular component: mitochondrion. NCBI's taxonomy places the organism in Eukaryota, Viridiplantae, Streptophyta, Magnoliopsida, Rosales, Rhamnaceae. Gene Ontology annotation, biological process: glycerol metabolic process; glycerol-3-phosphate biosynthetic process; triglyceride metabolic process. The transcript has 4 exons. The record is from RefSeq and is a predicted model, not a curated record.